AUGUCAAAAUUAGAUGCUUUAAAUCAAUUACAAUCAAAUUAUCCAAUUCCUCAACGAUUCAAUUCUAAAAUAAUCCCAGGUUCAAAUAAUCACCAUGGUCAUUCUGGUAUUUAUAGAAAUGAAGCUCUUUUACAAAAAAAUGGUGAUUUAAUCUCGUCAAUUCAUCCAGAUUUAAAUACUUUAGCUAAAUAUUGGGAUAAUUCUGUGGAAUUUUUCGGUAAUGAUCCAUGUUUAGGUACAAGAAAAUUUAAUAAUAUUAUAAAGCAAAAAUAUGAUAAUCAUUUCACUUUUGAAACUUAUAAAGAAAUUGAUUAUAGGAAAGAUAAAAUUGCAAGUGGUAUUAUAUAUUUUGUUAAAAAUCAUAAAAAUUAUAAAGGAGACAAGGAUUCAAAACCAAAUUUUAUUGUUUCUAUACUAAGUCCAAAUCGUAAAAAAUGGGUAUUAAUUGAUUUAGCAACAAAAUGUUAUUCAUUGCCAAAUACUGCUUUAUAUCCAACUUUAGGUGAAAAAUCUUCAAAAUAUAUCCUUGAAUUAACUGAAUCUCCAAUCAUAUUCACUACAAAAUCAAAAAUUGAUGAAAUUUUAUCAUUAAAACAAUCAAAUUCAUUACCAAAUUUAAAUAUUAUAGUUUCAUUAGAUGAUUUCCAUCAAAAUGAUUCUGAAUUAUUUAAUAAAGCUAAAUCAUUAGAUAUAACUUUAAUUGAUUUCUUAGCAAUUGAAAAAACUGGUGAAAGAAAUUUAUUACCAAAAACCUAUAAUCCACCAAAUCCAAAUACAAUUUAUACAAUUUGUUUUACAUCAGGAACAACUGGUUUACCAAAAGGUGUUGUAUUAACUCAUAAAAUUGCUACAUCAAGUGUCCUUGCAACAAUGAUUAAUUUAUCUGAACCAAUUUGCUCUAAAAAUUUAAAUAAUUUCCAUAAUUAUAAUAAAGAUGAAUUUCAAAAUCAAAUUAAAACUUUAACUUGUUUACCAUUUGCUCAUAUUUAUGAACGUGAAAUGAUGAAUUUUGGAUUUUCUUCAGGUUUUGCCCUUGGUGUACCAACUUUAAACCCUAAGAAUCCAUUACAAUUAUUUGAUGAUUUAAAAAUUUUAAAACCUCAUUAUUUUGCAAAUGUUCCAAGAAUUUUUAAUAAAUUAGAAUUAAUGAUUAAACAAUAUUUAAAUUUAAAUUUCCCAAAUAUAAAAUUCCCAUUAAAACCUGAAUCGGAAAAUCCAAAUAAUGAUCCUGGUUUAAUAAAUAAAAAUUUAAUAAUUUCCAAAAUUAGAAAUGAAUUUGGUUUCGAAAAUUUAAAAUAUUUCAUUACAGGUUCUGCUCCAUUAAGUAUUGAUACUAUAAAUUUCCUUAAAGAUGUUUUAGGUUCAGGUGGUAUGAAUGGUUAUGGAUCAACUGAAUCAUUUGCUGGUAUAUGUUUUAGUAAUCCUUUUGAAUCUAAAACAACAAAUUCUUCAGGUCCUCCAAAUUUAACAUGUGAUUUUAAAUUAGCAGAUGUACCAGGAAUGGGAUAUAAUUCAAAUGAUCAACCAAGAGCAAGAGGUGAAUUAUUAUUAAAAGGUCCACAAAUUUUCCAAGAAUAUUUUAAAAACCCCGGGGCAACAAAUGAAGCAUUUGAUCAAGAUGGUUGGUUUCAUACUGGUGAUAUUGCAGCUAUUGAUUCUCAGGGAAGAGUUUAUAUAAUUGAUCGAUUAAAAAAUUUCUUUAAAUUAAGUCAAGGUGAAUAUAUUACACCUGAAAAAAUUGAAAAUAUUUAUUUAUCAAAUUGUCCAUUUUUAACUCAAAUAUUUGUUCAUGGUGAUAGUUUACAAAAUUAUUUAGUUGCAAUUGUUGGAUUAAAAUUUGAAUCUGUUUUAAAUCAUUUCCAAAAAAGUGUUGGUACUACUAAUUUCCAAAAUUUAAAUGAAGUUGAAUUUAAAGAUUUAUUAAAUUCAAAUAUUGAUCAUAAGAAAACCCUAAUUAAUGAAAUUAAUAAAUAUAUUAAAAAUUGUGACUUACAAGGUUUUGAAAAAAUUCAUAAUUUCCAUUUUGAUUUCCAAGAACCUUUAAAAAUUCAAGAUGAUUUAUUAACUCCAACUUUAAAAUUGAAAAGAUUUAAUGCCAAAAAGAAAUUUGAACCAAUUUUGAAAAAACUUUAUGAUGAAGGUUCAUUUUAUCAAAAGAAUAAAUUAUAA
This is a messenger RNA of Hansenula ciferrii, 2169 nucleotides long. It is a transcript of the gene FAA7, whose product is annotated as Long chain fatty acyl-CoA synthetase. Bases 1 to 2169 code for a protein of 722 amino acids. Gene Ontology annotation, cellular component: membrane; endoplasmic reticulum. Gene Ontology annotation, molecular function: long-chain fatty acid-CoA ligase activity. The record is from RefSeq and is a predicted model, not a curated record. NCBI's taxonomy places the organism in Eukaryota, Fungi, Ascomycota, Saccharomycetes, Phaffomycetales, Wickerhamomycetaceae. The transcript has a single exon. Gene Ontology annotation, biological process: long-chain fatty acid metabolic process.